GUGAAGAUGAUCUGGAGGCUUUUGUUGGCUGUGGUGCUCCUGCUACCACUGGCUUCCGGCUACAACUACUGCAACAACAAGACGCACAAGUGUGUGCUGGAGAAGAAAAAGCACUUCAUGUGCCAUCUGAAGGACUUCACCGUCUACGGGAACUCGACCAAGUUCCAUGCUUCCGUGCCGAACAACAUGAGAAUGCAGAAGAUAGCACUGGACAUACUCAACAGCCUGCGGAACAAGUUUGCGGGCGGGGAACUAAGGACGAAGGGCAACAAGACGUUCGCGAAGGCCAGGCGGAUGCGGCAGCUCGUCUGGGACAAGGAGCUGGCCUACAUGGGCCACAACCAUGCGUCCACCUUGUCCCUGAGGCCAUCGGAGUGUCGCUCCACUCUGCGGUUCCCCCACGUCGGCGAGGCCAUUGCCCUGGUCACGCCCAAGGAGAAGCUCAACCUGAAGGAGAUAUAUUCGAAGGCGUUCACAUCGUUGUUCGCCGAGUUCCAGCAUGUUCCGGAUCCGGACGCUCUCCUCCAAGCCUUCGACCCUGACAGGGACUUCCAGGUGAAAUUCUUCACCAACAUCAUCAGCGAUCGCGUGUCGCGCAUGGGAUGUGGUCUUGCCGUGGGCGCCAACUGCCAUCCAACCUUCAAGUUCUGCCACUUCCUGACCUGCUACUUCGACUUCCACAACAUGGCUGGCUCCUAUGUGUACAAGGCCGGGGAUCCCACCUCCUCCUGCGACGACUGGGGCGUCGUUAGCUCCGACAAGUAUGCGAAUCUGUGCAAGAACAGCGGCGAGAUUUUCCCCCACGAUCACGGCGAUCGAGUCGAGUGAAAGCGGAAGUGAAAGUCCGGUUGUGAGGUGUUUAGUAUAUUCGUACAUUUAUAUAUGUUU
This is a messenger RNA of Drosophila mauritiana, 888 nucleotides long. RefSeq names its product allergen Tab y 5.0101. The record is from RefSeq and is a predicted model, not a curated record. Lineage: Eukaryota; Metazoa; Arthropoda; Insecta; Diptera; Drosophilidae. The coding region runs from base 7 to 828 and encodes 273 amino acids. The transcript has 4 exons.